AUGAGCUUGGAGGACAAGGAGGAGCACAUUCCGGACCGGGCUCAUAAAAGGGGCGGAGGCUGCGGCGCGGUGAGAUCUCCUUUCGCCCUGCAGCCUCAUGAGCCGCCGCCUCCUCUCCGUCCUCGCCCUGCCCACCGGGGCGGGCCUGGCUGCUGCGGCGGCGGGGUCCGAGGUGGUAGCUGGGCGCCGGGGGGCAGCUGCUGGGGGGAGGCACUCGUGAGAGCCUCGGCCGCGGGGGAGCGUGCGUGGGGGCGCGAGUGGCGGUGCCGGGGUGCGGGGAAGGACGCGCGGGGGCCAGCCGCCGCGGGGAGACGGGUCUGGCAGCGGGGGGACCCCUGUGCCCGGGAGGACGCUGGCGGAGCUCCCGCGGGGCAGGAGGAGGCUCCAGCGCCGAUCCUGUGCCCGGGAGGGUUACGCACUCCAACUCCUUCGCGGAGGGAGCUGUGUGUGGGAGCGGGCAGGCAGCGCUUCGAGCUGGGACCGGAGCUCGUAGGAGAGAGACUGCAGGACGCUGACUGCGCCCCCUCUUUGGCUGAUCAAGAGCCCACCGUGAACCCGGGGGCUCUGCCCAUCCUGCUCCUCUGCCAGGCAGCCGAGACCCCCGGGGGGGGAAAGGCCAGCGCAAAGGAGGCAAAGCCAAAGAGCAGCAAGUGGUGGCCAAGCCGGGAACAGAAACACUCCUUACAGAAUGGCAAGUGCAACCUGACUGGAUGGUGGGAGAAUGACCUCGGCUCCAAGAUGCUUGUGUCUAUGGUUGACAGCCAGGGCAACUUCUCUGGCGAGUACCACACUGCUGUGUCCAGUGCCCAGAAACCCAUUGAGCCAUCUCCCCUUGUUGGCUCCCAGCACUUGGACAAGGAUGGGCAGUGCACGUUUGGCUUCACUGUCAACUGGAAGAAGUUUUCUGACUCCACAGCCGUCUUUGUGGGCCAGUGCUUCACUGAGGACAAUGGGGAGGAGGUCCUGCAGACAUCCUGGCUGCUGCGUGAGAAGGUCGACACACAGUCCAGCGACUGGAAAGCCACCAGAACGGGCCACAACAUCUUCACUCGAGUGGGCUGACAGGAGGAGGGAGAGGAACCCCUUUGCUUCAGACAGGCUUGGGAGAACCCUCAUCAGCAUCACUGUGUGUACCAUCAUCAGGGUUGCUUUCUGCUCCGGGAAAUGAAGUCUUCAAAACCAAAUAAAUUUUAUUUUCCAAGGCA
Messenger RNA from Pogoniulus pusillus (Red-fronted tinkerbird), 1205 nucleotides. RefSeq lists its product as uncharacterized. The transcript is spliced from 6 exons. The coding region runs from base 1 to 1062 and encodes 353 amino acids. The record is from RefSeq and is a predicted model, not a curated record. Lineage: Eukaryota; Metazoa; Chordata; Aves; Piciformes; Lybiidae. Gene Ontology annotation, molecular function: biotin binding.